Molecule: messenger RNA, 1680 nt
Organism: Arxiozyma heterogenica
Lineage: Eukaryota; Fungi; Ascomycota; Saccharomycetes; Saccharomycetales; Saccharomycetaceae
Gene: GAS1
Product: 1,3-beta-glucanosyltransferase GAS1
Exons: 1
Coding region: 1-1680 (559 amino acids)
Biological process (GO): fungal-type cell wall organization; fungal-type cell wall (1->3)-beta-D-glucan biosynthetic process
Cellular component (GO): plasma membrane
Molecular function (GO): 1,3-beta-glucanosyltransferase activity
Source: RefSeq, a predicted model, not a curated record
AUGCUAUUUAAGUCCUUCUUAACAGCUGCCGCUGCUACUUUAGCUGCUAACUCAGUAACUGUUGCUGCCGAUGAAUUACCUGCAAUCGAGAUUGUUGGUUCGAAGUUCUUCUUUUCCAAUAAUGGUUCCCAAUUCUAUAUGAGAGGUAUCGCCUAUCAAGCUGAUACAGCUAACGUCACUGGUGGGGCUACCAUUAACGAUCCAUUAGCCGACUACGAAGCUUGUAAAAGAGAUAUCCCAUACUUACAACAACUAGACACCAACGUCAUCCGUGUUUACGCUGUUAACACUUCUUUAGAUCACACACCAUGUAUGACUGCAUUGAACGAUGCAGGUAUCUAUGUCAUUGCUGACUUAUCCUCUCCAGAUGAAUCCAUCAACAGAGACGAUCCAUCCUGGACUGUCGAAUUGUUCGAUCGUUACAAGUCUGUCGUCGACAUGUUUUCCAACUAUACAAACGUUCUUGGUUUCUUCGCUGGUAAUGAAGUCUCUAAUGAUCAAACUAACACAGAUGCAUCUGCUUUCGUCAAGGCUGCCAUCAGAGAUACUAAACAAUACAUCAAAGAUAAAGGUUACAGAAAAAUUCCAGUUGGUUACUCCUCCAAUGAUGAUGAAUACACUAGAGUCGCUAUGGCUGAUUAUUUCGCCUGUGGUGAUUCUGAAGUAAAAGCCGAUUUCUAUGGUAUCAACAUGUACGAAUGGUGUGGUAAAUCCAACUACGUCUCUUCUGGGUAUGCCGACAGAACUGCUGAAUUCAGAAACUUGACUGUGCCAGUUUUCUUCUCUGAAUACGGUUGUAAUAGAGUUACUCCAAGACUAUUCACUUCUGUUCAAGCUCUAUAUGGUCCUAACAUGACUAGUGUCUGGUCUGGUGGUAUUGUUUAUAUGUAUUUCGAAGAAACUAACAACUACGGUCUAGUUAGUAUCGAUGAUGGUGCCGUCAAAACUUUAGCCGAUUUCAACAAUUACUCCAAAGAAAUUCACAAAAUCUCCCCAACUUCUUUGAACACCGCCUCUUACACCCCAACAUCAACUUCCUUGGCUUGUCCACCUACUAAUUCAUACUGGAAGGCUGCUACAAACUUGCCACCAACUCCAAAUGAAAGCAUCUGUUCUUGUAUGAAUGACGCUACUGCCUGCCGUGUCUCUGAUGAUGUCGAUAAAAAAGACUAUGAAGAAUUGUUCAACUAUGUUUGUGGUAUAAUUGACUGUUCAGGUAUCUCUGCUAACGGUACCACUGGUAAGUACGGUGCUUACUCAUUCUGUUCUUCAAAGCAACAAUUAGACUUUGUCUUAAACUUGUACUACCAGAAGAAUGGUGCUGCCAGCUCUGACUGUGAUUUCUCUGGUUCAGCCACUUUGAUGAAGGCCACUACCCAAGGUUCUUGUAAGACCGUUUUGGAUGAAAUUGGCUCUUUAGGUACUGGUUCUGCUUCUGCUUCUGUUACUUACGCUGCUGGUUCUAGUGGCUCUGUUACUACAACCGGUUCUUCCAAGUCUGGCUCCACUACCAAGGGUAAGUCCUCUUCCAAAUCUAAUUCCUCUUCAUCCUCAGGUACCAGCAGUGCUAGCCGUGGUGCUGCCUCUAGAUCUACUGGCAGAGUUAACCCAAUCCAUGUCAUUCUAACCUCUUUAGCUACUGUUUCUUUCAUUGCAGGUGUUGGUAUCGCUUUAGUGUAA